AUGGACCUGCGAUACAGCCACGCGUGGCCGCGCAUCAAUGCAUGGGAUCUCGUCGUCAAGGUCAAAUAUGGUGACACUUUGAAGCGUUUCAAUGUUUCUGUGAAUGGUUCACACUUAGAGCAUGAUCUGCCUGCCCUUCGCUUGAAGAUUUCAAUUGCCUUUAAGUUCAAUUCUGACACUGAGUACACUCUCACCUAUACUGAUGAUGAUGGAGAUGAUGUCAUGCUGGAUGAUGAUAAUGAGCUACGUGAUGCUGCUGUUAAUCAGAAACUAAACCCUCUUAGGAUUAGUGUUCAAUUGAAGGGCGGCAAUGUUGAGACAGCUCGGACAGAACAGCACACCACAAAUUUGAAGUCUACUAGGUCAACAUCCCUCGAAGAUGAACUAGCUCAGGUGAAAUCAGCUAUUGAUGAAGCUUUACAGUUUGUACCAGAGCAAAUUCCUGCUGUCUUAGCAAAACUAUCUCACGACUUGCACUCUAGAGCUGCGUUAUCUGCACCAACAUUGGCUGAAUUGCUGUAUCGUAUUGUUGAACUGGUAGUACGAAGCAGCAACAUUCAACCUUCUGGUGGCUCUGGAGUUGGUUCACAAAAAAUUGGAAAUUCAAAGGCUAAGCUUGAAACUACAACUAUGUCAGUUUCAGCAUCAAAUUCCCCAGACAUGCAAAAUCCCGAGACACCUGAAAAUGGUCUUAAGAGUGUGCUAUUGGAAAAUCCCGCUGCUAAAAAAGAUCAGGUGUCAUUAUGUCCUUCAGUUGAGGAUUCACUGGUUUUUACUAGCUUAGGUGGAAGGAAAUCUGAACCCAAACGGAAUGCUGAUAAUGAAACAGAGAUAAAAUUGGAUGCUCGCAGUAAAGGUAAAUCUGCCAUGUCCUCUGUGCUGCCUGCUUCCACCACAUCUCAUGGUGCUUCUACACAACGACCUGUUCAUGUGCCAUCAAUGCGCGAAAACAAACUAAUAUAUGGAACAACCCCUACCUAUACUUCCUGUGAAUCCAAUGGGACAGCUCAUGGUAGUUUGCAGUCGAUAUUCCCUCUUCCACAUGUAGUCUUCCCUCCUUGCUCACCAGUUUCCCCCCCUUAUAAUCUUACCUUUGGAACCUGUUGGAGACUUCCGAAGGCCCCCAACAGAACCAAUGGAAAAAAUAGCGGUGAUAUGAUGUCAAUUUUCUCCCCUCCACACAACAUCUAUGGUCCUUCUGAGUACACACCUUCGUCUGUUGGUACGUGUUUUCCUAAUUGGAACUCACAUGAUCGUAUGGCCUCUUUGCAUUGUAAUGUACCCAAUCCAGAAGGCAAAUCUUUUGGGAGUUCUUACAGAGGUCUUGACGCCAAUUUCGGGAGCAUUGCACAAUGCGAGCAUCAUAGAUGGGUACAAUGUUAUGGAUGUGGUGUGACACAUAUUGUUGGGUCUCGCUACAAGUCUGAUCUUGAAGAUGAAUAUGAUCUGUGUGAUGAUUGUUUUUCUCACAUUGACAAUGGGGCUGAAUAUACCAGAUUGGACAGUUCUGCUUCAAGAUGUGCUCCCGUGGCAAAAACAAACUCUCUCCUCAAGGAUGUUACUGUACCUGAUGGAACAACAAUGGCACCUUCACACCCAUUUACCAAGAUUUGGCGGGUACGUAACAAUGGGUCUACCAGGUGGCCGUAUGGCACCAAGCUUGUCUGGGAUGGUGGUCACUUAGCUCCCCCAAAUUUUAUGCACGUGCAGAUUUCGGUAAACGGGAUGAUAAAUCCAUGUGAAGAGACUGACGUAGCUGUUGACUUCCUUGCCCCUGCAAGGCCUGGUCGGUACAUAUCUUACUGGAGAUUGGCACUACCCUCAGGCCAGAGAUUUGGUCAGCGAAUUUGGGUUUAUAUUAAGGUGGAGCAACCUAUUCAAUCUAGUGGCGGCAAACAGGCUGCUGUGAAUCAAGCAAAACUGAAGCGCCUCACACUUGAUAUUGAUUCAAACAUUUUUUACUCAGAACAUUUCUAUGGAUGCCCUGGAAUCCCAGAAGCGAACAGCAAGCCUUUCACACCUUAUAUUGAGACAAACAAUGUGUUCUCAGAAUCUUUCCCUAGAUGCCCUGGAAGCUUUCAGGAAACCAUGAAACUUGAGGAAUCUAGGCCUGCUCGUGGUGAUAUGCUCUCUGUCCCAACAACAGUUGCACCGGUGCAAAUUCCUGCCACUGAUGUUUCUGCCGAGUCUUCACUGGAUUCAAUACCUGGUGGUGUGACUGCAUCUGAAGCCUUUGCCCUGCCCAAUCCUCUGCCUAUGCUCCCUGUUAGCUCCUCUGCGCCUGUCGUUGAUGAUUAUGUUCACAUGUGUGCUCCAGCAGCUAGUAUUGCUCCUGUUCCAGCAACGCCCUUGCCUGAACAGGUCGUCAACCACAUGGAGGGGAAGCUGAUGGGUGAGCUGGAGGGUCUGGGCUUCAUGCAGGCUGACCUGAACAAGCAUAUACUCCGGCAGAACAACUACGACCUGGAUCAGUCUGUUGCCCAUCUCCGUGACUACGAUGCGUGGGAUGCACUUGAGUUCUUUAAGCUGGUUAAUUUGCCCCUAUCGCGAAUGUUCGUGCUCUUCUCGUUCAGUUCCGACAGACAGAGACAAAUUACUAUUUUCCCCUCCCACCUCUCAAAAUUAAUUAACACUUUGUCACCAAAGUUCCCUGUUCAGAAAACCAUUAAGAAAAAAAUCUCGGAAAAUGAAACAAGCAUGAACCACGAGGCAGAGUGUGGAGUGGCGUUGGAUUACUUGCUUGGUUACAUAAAUUGA
Molecule: messenger RNA, 2757 nt
Organism: Zea mays
Lineage: Eukaryota; Viridiplantae; Streptophyta; Magnoliopsida; Poales; Poaceae
Product: protein NBR1 homolog
Exons: 8
Coding region: 1-2757 (918 amino acids)
Molecular function (GO): protein binding; zinc ion binding
Source: RefSeq, a predicted model, not a curated record